CACAAUGAUUUUUAAAUCAACAACGAACAUUGAUAUUCCUGUGAAAGGAGUUUACCAAGCUUUGAUAAAUGAAGCGAAUGAGAAUGCAACAUUUAUCGACGGUAUAACUGGUGAAAAACUAACUAUUGAUAAAUUAAGAAGUGAUACCAAAAAAUUGGCGGCUGGAUUAAUUGAUAAAGCAGGAUUUAAUCGCGGAGAUGUUUUAGCAAUAUUUUCUCCAAAUCAGGUCGAUUAUCCAACUGUUAUAUUUGGUACGAUUGCGGCAGGAGGAAUAGUAACAUUCGUUGAUUCAAAGUAUACAGUUGAAGAAGUUGCUUAUCAGUUAAAAGAUUCUGGAGCAAAAUAUAUUGUUGUAUUUCCAUCACUUCUUUCAAAAGCGAUUGAAGCAGCGGACGCAGUAAAUAUACCUAGAUCAAAUAUAUUUUUAUUUGGUAAUGAAGAAAUUGAAGAAAUUAAACCCUAUUCAUUCCUCAAAUCUGAAAGAGAAGUAAAUCCCAUUGAAUAUUCACCAGAGGAUGCAAAAUCGACUACAGCAUAUUUAAGUUAUAGUUCUGGUACAACUGGAAAGAAUAAAGGAGUUGAAACAACUCAUUCUAAUAUUGUUACUAAUUUAGCUCAAAUUGGGUGUAAUAACGAUGAUGUUAAUUCAAAUACUAAAUUUAUCGGCGUAUUGCCUUUACAUCAUAUAUAUUCAAUAAUUACGCUCAUUCAUUUAACCCUUCUUAAAGGAGCUUCAGUUGUCUUAAUACCAAAUUUUGAAUUUGAUUUACCAACAUUUUGUAAAACAAUUCAAGAUUAUAAAGUCAAUGUAAUUCAUUUUAUACCUUCGAUAGCUAUGUCAUUAGUUAAAGAUCCAAUUUCAAGAAAAUAUGACUUAUCAAGUUUACGAUCAUGCAUAAGUAGUGCUGCUCCUUUAAGUAAAGAAUUAGCUGAUUCAUUCGCUAGAAUGUUUGUACCAAUUAGACAAUCUUAUGGUGCAACUGAAUAUUCUUUUACUCAUUUUGUUAAAUAUGCUGAAAAUAUCCCCAUUGAAUCUAUUGGUAAACCUAUUCCGAAUGUUGAAUUUCGUGGUCCAAACGUCAUGAAAGGUUAUCUUAAUAAUAAAGAAGCAACCGAUGCGUGCAUUGAUAACGAAGGAUGGUUUCACACAGGUGAUAUAGCAAAAGUCGACGAAUUUGUUUCACCAACAGAAUUAGAAUCAAUCUUAAAUUCUCAUCAAUCAAUUGAUGAUGCAGCUGUAAUCGGAGUUUACGCCGAACAAGAAGCAACCGAAUGUCCGGCCGCUUAUAUCUCGUUAAAACAAAACGUUCUUGAAUCUGAUCAAUUAAAACAAGAAAUUAAAAGAUAUGUUGAAAAACGUGUUCCUCCUUAUAAAAGAUUGAGUGGUGGUAUUUUAUUUAUUGAAAAAAUUCCUAAAAGUUCGUCUGGUAAAAUUCUUAAAAAAGUAUUAAGAAAUAGAAUUAAGAAGGAACAUCCUUAUUAUAGAAAACAAUUUUAAUUAAAUGACAUCGUUAAGAUAUGUUAGGUUAUUUAUAAUAGUAUAUAUUCAUUUUUUACAGCAAAG
Rhizophagus irregularis DAOM 181602=DAOM 197198 is the source of this 1564-nucleotide messenger RNA. NCBI's taxonomy places the organism in Eukaryota, Fungi, Glomeromycota, Glomeromycetes, Glomerales, Glomeraceae. The record is from RefSeq and is a predicted model, not a curated record.